Rana temporaria (common frog) is the source of this 763-nucleotide messenger RNA. It is a transcript of the gene FAM219A, whose product is annotated as family with sequence similarity 219 member A. The coding region runs from base 79 to 633 and encodes 184 amino acids. The transcript has 6 exons. The record is from RefSeq and is a predicted model, not a curated record. NCBI's taxonomy places the organism in Eukaryota, Metazoa, Chordata, Amphibia, Anura, Ranidae.
GAGCUGAGCCCCGCCUCCUAGUGCGCCCCGCCCACACCCCGCCUCCUCCUCCUCUUCAGCAUCCUGCAGAGCGGCACCAUGAUGGAGGAGAUAGAUCGCUUCCAGGUGCCCACCGUCCACUCCGAGAUGCAACCGCUGGAUCCAGCCGCAGCUGCUAUUGCAGAUGGAGACUGCGACAUCCGAGAGGGGGAGUCCGUGUCCAUGAACUACAAACCUUCUCCGCUGCAAGUCAAGUUAGAAAAGCAGCGGGAGAUGGCCCGGAAAGGGUCCCUGAAAAACGGGAACGUAGGAAGCCCAGUGAACCAGCAGCCCAAAAAGAACAACGUCAUGGCCAGAACAAGGCUGGUCGUCCCAAACAAAGGUUAUUCUUCCCUAGACCAGAGUCCGGAUGAAAAGCCCCUCGUAGCUCUGGACACAGACAGUGACGAUGACUUUGACAUGUCCAGAUAUUCGUCUUCAGGGUAUUCCUCCGCCGAGAUCAACCAAGACUUGAACAUCCAGCUGCUGAAAGAUGGCUACCGAUUAGAUGAGAUCCCAGACGACGAAGACCUGGAUCUUAUACCCCCGAAAUCUGUCAACCCCACCUGCAUGUGUUGCCAAGCCACCUCGUCUACUGCCUGCCAUAUCCAGUAAUGUGCGAGGGGGGGUCACAAUCUGUGCAUUCCACGAUAACUGUAAAUCUUUAACAGCCAUUGCUUCCUCCUAUGGUAGGACACGCACCGAUUUGUGUUCAUGGAGCCAGGAGAAACCAAAAAAAAAAAAA